Molecule: messenger RNA, 3501 nt
Organism: Athalia rosae (coleseed sawfly)
Lineage: Eukaryota; Metazoa; Arthropoda; Insecta; Hymenoptera; Athaliidae
Exons: 10
Coding region: 138-2954 (938 amino acids)
Biological process (GO): carbohydrate metabolic process
Molecular function (GO): beta-N-acetylhexosaminidase activity; protein binding
Source: RefSeq, a predicted model, not a curated record
ACUUACCCUCCUUAGGAAAUAUUUACCCCAUGGCUGGCUGUCAGCUUGAUCUUCCGUCUACGUAGCUCUACACAAAUUGUUAUCCGAUAUAAUUUUUAAAUCAGAUAUCGAACAAUAAUGCAAAAUUUUCAAUAGAAAUGCAAGAUAUAUGCGAAAAUAUUCGCACGGCAAUCGAGCACGGCCGUACUGACAUUAUCCGAUCGUUAUUAGACGCAUGUGAAAAUGGAAACACAGGAGAUAGCCUCACCAAGGAGAAGAUUCUGAAUCAACCUCUCAUAGAAGAUGGAACCUUUCUUUUAUAUGCUUCAAAGAUAAAUCAGGUAGACGUUGUGCGAACUCUGUUGAGCUGUGGUGCUGACCCAGCAAUACAAAAUUCUCAGGGCUACAAUGCUGUUGAUGUUGCAUCUUCUGAUGCUAUACGCCGUAUAUAUGUUGAUGAUCUAUUGAGAGCUACUGCGGCAUCUGAGCUUGGGAGGGUUGUACAAUUGCUGGCUGCAGGUAUAAAUAUAAAUUCCUGGGAUUCGGAAGGGAGUAAGAAUACUCCGCUUCAUUGGGCUGCUUGCUAUGGAAAUAAAGACGUAAUCACGUGCUUGAUAGAUAGGGGUGCAGAAGUGAAUUCAGAAAAUGGCUGUGGAGCCACACCUUUACAUGAUGCAGUAAAUCGUGGAGAUCUCACAAUUUGUCAGGUGUUGCUACACGCUGGCGCUAAUCCGCUCACCUGUGCUAUUAAAGGAACAUUUGCCGGAAAGACUCCGUACGAUUUGUCAAUUGGAAAACCACCGUUGCAGUCUUUGUUACAAAAAUAUCUACCGAUUACAGCAUCCAAUGAAAGUGAUGCAAUGCAUAAUACUACUACAUUCAUGGGACAAAACUAUGGCGGUCGCAAAGUUUCAAAGUCAUCAAACUUGAGUCAACUUUCCAUAGAUUCCAAUAAUAAAUCAUUUGACCAAAUAUUUGAAGGGACGAAUCGAGAGACUGGGAGUGAUAGCCCAGUUAAGAGUGUGGGUGAAAAAAGUGGGAUAUAUAAUCUCCUUUGGCCUCAGCCUAAAACUAUCAUAGAACUCAUUGAUUCUACUCCAUUUAUCGCUGGCAAAGAGUUAUUCAUUUCUAUAAUACAAGGAAGUGAAUCAAUACACAAAAUAUUAGAUGUGUGGGAGAUUAGCAGGUCCAUUCUAUUGGAGCUGGGCCAUGAUGUGAAAAUCGGCGAAGUACAGCCAAGAUCUGGAAAAUUAUAUUCCGAUCAACAGAUAGAAUGCUUAGUUAACAAAAACUUGUUUAAUGUCAGUGAUAGCUACCAGCUGUUAAUAUCUCAAAAUGUAAUCAAAGUAACUGCGGGGAGUUUGGCAGGUUUACAUUACGCAGUCUGUACUUUUGUUCAAAUACUAAGAUUGUGUAAAACCCAUAAGAACUCCGAAAUAUGCGAAAUUGAUGCAGUUCUCAUUAAGGAUGAACCGAGAUUUAAACACAGAGGUGUAUUAUUGGACAUCUCACCAAGAGGCAGAAUACCUAAUCUGGAAUACUUACUACAUAUGAUCGAUCUAUGGUCCGCUUUCAAGGUAUCACACUUGCAUCUGUAUUCUAGAUUAGCACCGAGCUGUGACUGGCAGCUAUGUUAUACCAGAUCAGAAAUGGUCACACUGGAUCGAUACUGCAGAGAUCGACAUCUGGAAUUAGUGCCUGCCAUAGAUGUUGACUCGAACGUAAGUCAAAGACACCUGCCUCAAAUGUGGCCAAUCUUUCAGGAAUUACUUGCGACCUUUCCAAGUUUAAGUUAUGUCCAUGUUGGCCCUAGAUUGGCUAGUUUAUUGGUUCAAUUGGAAAAUUUAGAUUCGAGUUUAUCAGCAAAUGAAACUGUGGAAACGGAUAUGUCUGAAGUGUUUAAAUCCUACUCCUGUCUGCAAGAACUCUGGCAUAUUUUGAAUCUAAAUUCUGAUGCAACGUUAUUACUAUGUUCAAAUGGACUACAUUCUAAACCUGAAUUACGUAACGUUCCGAGCAACGUUAUCUUAGUGGAAUAUGGCUUCCAGGCAGACUAUGAUUUUUCCGAGUGGACAGAGGUUUUUCGAAAUGCUGGUGGCAAUGUUCUACCGAGUUCUGGGACUGCAAGUUAUAACAGCUUAGCAGGAUGCCCUGCAUCAACGUACGCCAACACGAGAAAUGCACUGAAAACCGCACUGCAACAGAAUUCAAUUGGCAUUAUUGUAGCUCAUUGGUCUGGUAGUCAUCAUUUGACUCCCCACCCUUUUGCUUGGGUAGGAUUCUUGAUCGGAGCUGGCUUUGCAUGGAAUCCUUCCAGUGACUUUGAUUCGUUACAUUUUGAGAACUGUGAUACUCCUGAAGUCGCCAAUACCUCCAGACAAGUGACACUGGCAAAGUUACUUGACAUUCACGUCUUCUGGGAUUCAGAAGGAAAAGUUGGUAACGCUGUUCUGGAGUUGGGGCGUGUAGAUACGUUGGUGCUGACUCUCAGCAAGAAUCAGGCAGCAAUGGAUUUGAAGCAAAUACCAGACAAUCGUGGGUCCACACUUUAUCGACUAUUAACUGACCCAGAUAAUGUCACUCUCGACAAUCUUUCGGCAGAUUUGUUUGUGAAAGUCACCAAGCAAAUCAAACGAAUCGCGCAUUCCUUGUAUGAAGUGAAUCUGACAUCGAAAUUUGCAUCUAUGGAAAUUCAAGAACUCCAAUUAACUGCUGACUUGAUGCUGACUGCUUGUCGCAUUGGGAGAACUCUUAUUGGUGUCGGUGUUAACCCAAACAGUAAUAUGGGACUUGCUGUAAUUAAUCUUGGAGUCUGUAAUUUGCCUCCUACCUUUAGGACUGAUAUAGCAAACAAACUUUUAGCACACAUUGAGCAAUAUAAGGGUGCCUGGUUACAAAGGCACUUACCUCAAGGGCUUCAGAGUUCUUUGCUAGUAUUAACAGCCUCAUUACAUAGAUUUGUACCAGAAUCGUAAACUGAUAUUAUUCUGGUCUACUGAUGGAUAAGUGAGAGAGCAGUACUGGAUACAAUGAUUGAAUUAAGCUUGGACUUAUAUACUAGUGAUUAAUACGUACACUAAACAUCAAAAUCGCGAUUAAAAAUUUCCAUGAAUAACAAUGUUCUCUAACUAUUUGAACAUGUCAUUGACUCUGUUCUAAUGAUUCAAAUUUCAUAAUCUCUUUUGUUUGCUGAAGCCAUGUGUUAUGAUUCUAGUACGAAGCAUUCUGAUCAAAUUUUUAAGGAGUAGAUGGUUACGAUUUUUAACAUUCCUAUAUUAAAGUUCAAAGUAUACUAGACCUUGACAUCAUUUUAGUAAUCUUCAGUUAAUUAUUAUAACUCCUCAAGUGACAAAUAACAAGGGACUAUGAUACUUUGUCUGCCGUUUUCACUAGUAUUCAGCAUUUCUCAAAGUAUUAUUCAUGGUAAUAGCUAAUGAUGAUAAAUGAUCAAUCCAAUACUUCCUAAACUGAGUAUGUAUUUGAAAUGAAGAUAUGAGAGAUAAUAAAACUUUUUCAAUACAA